AUGUACUCAUCAGCACCACCACUGCCGCCUGCAUGUACUCCUCCACAGCAGCUGGAGUUACCUCCUUCACGGCCGGUUUCAUUUCAUGGAAAAGGCAGAAACACUUGUGUCAUAAUCAUCGUUGUUGUUGUUCCAAUCAUUGUUCUUUUUCUUGUGUUCUUAGCUGUUUUUAUUAGUGUCCGGGCUAAGAAAACAAGGACGACUUAUGAGAGGGAGCUACCUACUGAAGAAAGGGAUGAUAUUACCAAUGCAGGCUCACUUCAGUUUGACUUUAAGGCAAUUGAGGUAGCAACAAAUAGGUUUUGUGAGACUAACAAACUUGGUCAAGGUGGAUUCGGUGAAGUUUACAAGGGUAUAUUUCCUAGUGGAGUACAUGUUGCAGUGAAGAGGUUGUCCAAGACAUCAGGACAAGGUGAAAGGGAGUUCGCAAACGAAGUUGUUGUUGUGGCAAAGCUUCAACAUAGAAAUUUGGUAAGACUGCUAGGGUUUUGUUUGAAAAGAGAUGAGAGGAUACUUGUCUAUGAGUUUGUUCCCAACAAAAGCCUCGACUACUUCAUUUUUGACCCGACGAUGCAAAGCCAGCUAGACUGGACUAGGCGAUACAAAAUCAUUGGAGGAAUUGCUAGAGGGAUUCUUUAUCUUCAUCAAGAUUCACGACUUACAAUCAUACAUCGUGAUCUCAAAGCAGGUAAUAUUCUCCUAGAUGCCGAUAUGAACCCGAAAAUCGCCGACUUUGGAAUGGCGAGAAUUUUUGGAAUGGAUCAAACGGAAGCCAAUACAAGGAGAGUAGUUGGUACAUAUGGCUAUAUGUCUCCCGAGUAUGCAAUGUAUGGCCAAUUCUCCAUGAAAUCAGAUGUGUAUAGCUUUGGGGUCUUAGUUCUUGAAAUUAUAAGUGGUAAAAUGAACAGCAAUCUCUAUCAAAUGGAUAAUGGUCCUGGCAAUUUGGUUACAUAUACUUGGAGAUUAUGGAGCAAUGGGUCACUGUUAGAGCUCGUGGAUCCAUCGUUUCAUGAUAACUAUCGAAUAAAAGAAGUUUCAAGAUGCAUCCAUAUCGCUUUACUAUGUCUUCAAGAAGAAGCUGACGACCGUCCAACAAUGUCAGCUAUUGUCCAGAUGCUAACUACUAGCUCAAUGGCUCUCGCUGUUCCUCAACGACCAGGUUUUUUCUUCCGGAAUAAAUAUGAACAAGGAGGACUAGUGGAUCUAUCUAUCAAUACGUCCGCUCUUUGUUCCGUGGAUGAUGCUUCUUCCAUUAUUACUCAAGUAACUCCUCGUUGA
Messenger RNA from Capsella rubella, 1278 nucleotides. Its product is annotated as cysteine-rich receptor-like protein kinase 4. Gene Ontology annotation, molecular function: protein kinase activity; ATP binding. The record is from RefSeq and is a predicted model, not a curated record. The transcript has 7 exons. NCBI's taxonomy places the organism in Eukaryota, Viridiplantae, Streptophyta, Magnoliopsida, Brassicales, Brassicaceae. The coding region runs from base 1 to 1278 and encodes 425 amino acids. Gene Ontology annotation, biological process: protein phosphorylation.